AUGAGGUUAUCCGCUGUUGCCUGCGGGCUUUUUGCCUGCUUCGUUUCUCAGGUUGCCGCCACGGCAUUGACCUACAAGAUCCAUGCCAACGAGAAGGCGUGCUUCUACGCCAAGACCCAGAAGGAGAACGAGAAGGUGGCCUUCUACUUCGCCGUCCAAUCCGGUGGUUCUUUUGAUAUCGACUACGUUGUGACGGGACCGGGCAACAAGGUCAUUCUCGAUGGAUCCAAGGAGCGUCAGGGCGACUUUGUCUUCACUGCCCAGCAGAUCGGCGACUAUGAGUUCUGCUUCAACAACGAGAUGAGUACAUUUGCCGAGAAGUUUGUCGACUUCGAGAUCGCCGUCGAGAACGAGGUUCGCGCUCAGCUCCCCUCCAAGCAGGGUGCCUCUCAGGAACAGCACACUACUCUCGAGGAGACCAUCUUCAAGCUUUCUGGCCAACUUUCGACCAUUUCCAGGGGCCAAAAGUACUUCCGCACCAGAGAGAACCGAAACUUCAGCACCGUCCGCAGCACCGAGUCGCGCAUCAUCAACUUCAGCAUGAUCCAGUGCGCAUUGAUUGUGUUGAUGGGAGCUCUGCAGGUCUUCAUUGUGCGCUUCUUCUUCCAGGGCGCUCGUAAGGGAUACGUAUGA
Molecule: messenger RNA, 633 nt
Organism: Colletotrichum chrysophilum
Lineage: Eukaryota; Fungi; Ascomycota; Sordariomycetes; Glomerellales; Glomerellaceae
Exons: 3
Coding region: 1-633 (210 amino acids)
Biological process (GO): Golgi organization; intracellular protein transport; endoplasmic reticulum to Golgi vesicle-mediated transport
Cellular component (GO): endoplasmic reticulum; endoplasmic reticulum-Golgi intermediate compartment; COPII-coated ER to Golgi transport vesicle
Source: RefSeq, a predicted model, not a curated record